CAAUCGCUCUGCUAAACUCGCCUCUGAAGACCUCGAACCUUAUACUGAAAAUACCGAACCAAAAACGUAACUCGAAGUAAUGGAGAAGAAGCAAGUAUGUUGCAGGGAUAUAGACCUUCAAUGAGGACUUGAUAGGAACUAAAUUCUAGCUAGAAGUGGAAUAAAAAAUGGCACAACCAGGAAUCAAGAUCCCUAACGAGAAUCCCUCAUUGCAGAAAGAAAAUGACGAAUGCAAAAAAAUACAAGAACUAUCAGUUGAAAGGGAGAAAAAACUCAAAGAACAGCAAGAAGAAUUGGAAAAGAUGCAUAGAGAACUUGAAAAAUAUAAAAAAGACAAUAAUAUAUUAAGAAAAAAAGCUGAUGAAAAGGAGGACAGUAUAAGGGAACUUCAGAAAAAGCUAGACCAUUAUCACCAACUUAAAUUGGAAAGGAACCACAUUUUAAGCAGAUUAAAUUCAGUGGCGGGGGCCAGACAGAACAUCCACUUUCCUGAAAUAGAUAUUGCGGAACAAAGCAACAAUAAUAGAUCGGAGGAAAAUGAUUCGAUCUUAUCAAAAGAUAAUAAGAAUAUUCAAGAUCCCAAACUCCAAGCUGCUGAAGAAAAAAUUCAAAGCCUUCAAACAGAAAAUUCUUCAUUAAUAUCAGCCUUGGCAAAGAAAUCUACAGAGAUUGAAGACCUCUUAAACAAAGAUAGAAACCUGCAGAAAUACAAAACAGAUGCAGAGCACAAAACCAGCACGCUUAUGAACGCCUUACAUGACAAAGAAACUGAAAUUGAAGCUUUAAGCAAGCAGUUAGCAAGAUCUGAGGAAAAUGUUUCAAUCCUAUCAAAAGAUAUACAGAAUAUCCAAGAGUCCAAACGCCAAGUUGCUGAUGAGAAACUUCAAGACCUUCAAACAGAAAAUGGUUCCCUAAAACUAACUUUGGCAGAGGCAACUACAAAGAUUGAUGACCUUUGGAACAAAUGUACAAACCUGCAAAAAUACAAAAGUGAUACAGAACUUGAGAUCGGGACGUUAUUAAAUGUUGUAGAAGAGAAAGAAACUGAAAUUGAAACUUUACACAAACAUCUAGCAAGAUCUGAAAAAAAUGUCUCAAUUUUAUCAAAAGAUAUUAAGGACAUUCAAGGUUCAAAACGCCAAGCUGCUGAUGAGAGAGUUCAAAGCCUUCAAACAGAGAAUGCUUCCAUAAAAUUAGAAUUGACAAAGGCAACUACAGAGAUUGAAGACCUCUUAAACAAAGAUAGAAACCUGCAGAAAUACAAAACAGAUGCAGAGCACAAAACCAGCACGCUUAUGAACGCCUUACACGACAAAGAAACUGAAAUUGAAGCUAUAAGCAAGCAGUUAGCAAGAUCUGAGGAAAAUGUUUCAAUCCUAUCAAAAGAUAUACAGAAUAUCCAAGAGUCCAAACGCCAAGUUGCUGAUGAGAAACUUCAAGACCUUCAAACAGAAAAUGGUUCCCUAAAACUAACUUUGGCAGAGGCAACUACAAAGAUUGAUGACCUUUGGAACAAAUGUACAAACCUGCAAAAAUACAAAAGUGAUACAGAACUUGAGAUCGGGACGUUAUUAAAUGUUGUAGAAGAGAAAGAAACUGAAAUUGAAACUUUACACAAAUAUCUAGCAAGAUCUGAAAAAAAUGUCUCAAUUUUAUCAAAAGAUAUUAAGGACAUUCAAGGUUCAAAACGCCAAGCUGCUGAUGAGAGAGUUCAAAGCCUUCAAACAGAGAAUGCUUCCAUAAAAUUAGAAUUGACAAAGGCAACUACAGAGAUUGAUGCCUUUCGGAAUAAGUGUACAAUGCUGCAAAAAUACAAAACAGAUACAGAGCAUACGAUUAACACAUUGUUGAACGCCGUAAAGGAGAAAGAAACUGAAAUUGAAACUUUAAACAAACAACUAGCAAGGAAAAACAAAGAAUUAUCAAAAGACAAAGAAAAUGCCGAAAACCAGAAAAACAGACAAUCUAAAGCUCUUGACGAGAAAGAAAAAGAAAUCGAGAUCAUGCGAAAUGAUAUAGCAAGAUAUAGAGAUAAAAUUUGGACCUUGACCAAAACUGUUGAGGAUAUUAAAGGAUCAAAAAGCCAAGCUGCUGAUGAGAAUAUAAAAGACCUUCAAAAGAAAAUUGGUUCUUUAAAAUCAGAGUUAAGAAACGCAACUACUGAGAUGAAUGAUUUGUCUUACAAGUAUAAAUGCCUUCAAAAGGACAAAGAAAGUGCAGAAUAUACAAUUAACAAGUUGUUAAGGAAUGUGCAAGAAAAGGAAAAGGAAAUAAGCUCAUUAAUUGAAGAUCUAGCUAAUGCCAAUGAAAACGAAGAUAGAGAGGAACAUGCUGCUUCUGCAAAUACUAUACAAAAGCUUAAUGAUGAAAACGCCUCCUUAAAAUCAAAGUUAUCUCAAUUGUCACAUGAGACUGAGAAGAAAGUAUAUGCACUUAUAAAGGAAAUAAAAAGUCUACAGAAAUCAAAAGGAACCAGUUCAGAGGAGUAUAAUGCAAGAAAACUCUACGAAGAAAAUGAGUUUCUAAAAGCGCAAUUAGAUCGUACUUCAAGAAGUUAUGAACAGCUCAGAAAGGAUUAUAAUGAGGUGAAGCGAGAAAGGGACCAUGCAUUAAACAGAUUGAGAUCCGUAGCAGGGGAGAAGCUGAGGAACAACAACCCUGGGAUAGCUGACCUGAGUGAUGAGAAUCGGCCGAUAAACUUGGGAGAAAAAUUCAGCCAGCUCUAUGAUGACCAAUGGACUGAUGCAAUUGAACACCUGGAAGAAAUGGGUUAUAGCGAAACAGACGGAAUACGGCGUCUCCUAGAUAUUCUUAAGGCUGUGUUCGAUGAAUGUGUUAAAUUAUCAGACUUCCACUUCAAUCAACUAAAAGAGUUAACUGGAACAUGGCGCCUACCAAAUGACCAGUUGAAAAAGUUGAUAGACUUUCGCAAAGCCACGGCAAUACAUUCGGUAGCCAAAAUUAAACAAGUUGUAAACGACUACAUGAGUACAGCCUUCAGCAAGGAGAAAGCUGCCUGCCAGACCUACAUCAACCGAAGCAUAGAGCUAUGUUGGUUGAUGAGUGUACAGGAUCCGCCAGUCGUCAUUGACUUCAUUGCCGUCUACGGUCAAGCUAUUGACGAUAAAAUUUUACGAAAGUUCACAAAGACAGGCUCUAAGAUUGACUUCUUGGUUUGGCCUGUGAUUCGAUUGCACAAAAACGGACCUUUACUACAAAAGGGUGUCGUGCAACCAAUUUAGAUACAUAUGUUAAUGGCAUACUUUAUAUUUAUACAUACACGCCUUUUGUUUUUUAAAUAUUAUUGUGUACAUUGAUCUCCUUUUUACCUGAACGAUUCUAAAAUGUGUCUGAGAGAUAAAAAAUUAUUCUUUGUCGAA
Messenger RNA from Magallana angulata, 3380 nucleotides. RefSeq lists its product as uncharacterized. The record is from RefSeq and is a predicted model, not a curated record. NCBI's taxonomy places the organism in Eukaryota, Metazoa, Mollusca, Bivalvia, Ostreida, Ostreidae. The transcript is spliced from 25 exons. The coding region runs from base 168 to 3242 and encodes 1024 amino acids.